AUGAUGCCGGAGGUGGUGGACGUGGUGCUGAAGGACCUUGAGAAGACCAGCUUCUUCAAGUCGGGCAGCGAGGACGAUGACGAGCCAGCUCCCGCCACGCAGCCGGUGCUGGGCGCCUCCAGCGGCACGGUCGCGAGCGCCCCCCCCGUGCAGCAGCAGCCCGCCCCGGCGCCGUCGGCGCCCACGAAGACGCCGGAGGAGAACCUGGACCGCUUCUGGCCGACCAGCAAGAACUCGCGCAGGCUGGGCGAGGCCGCGCGGAGCCACGUGGCCGUGCGGUUCCUGGAGGAGGCGCCCUACGAGAUCUCGCCCGAGCUGGUGGGCAUGAUGGUGGCGAACGGCUACUUCCAGGAGGUGGAGGACCUGGAGGACGACUACCACCGCGAGAAGGGCCCUAUCCGGAUCACCGACUUCUGGUUCGACGAUGGGGUGGAGGACAUGUUGCCUAUCGAGCAAGGCUACUCGCUGCGGUCCGCGGCGACGCUGCACAGGGACUCCGCGCUGCGCCCCCAGGCCGCGACGCGGCUGGCCGCCAUCCCGGUCGCGGCGGCCUGCCUGGUGGCCGCCGUCAUGGCGCUGGCGGCCCUUCGCAGGUCUCCGCGGGACUUCGAGGCGGAGGAGGCGGAGAAGGCGGAGCUCGCGGGCGCGCUGGAGUAG
Prorocentrum cordatum is the source of this 657-nucleotide messenger RNA. The record is from the annotation of a GenBank genome assembly. Lineage: Eukaryota; Dinophyceae; Prorocentrales; Prorocentraceae.